Molecule: messenger RNA, 2448 nt
Organism: Panicum virgatum (switchgrass)
Lineage: Eukaryota; Viridiplantae; Streptophyta; Magnoliopsida; Poales; Poaceae
Product: serine/threonine-protein kinase PBS1-like
Exons: 9
Coding region: 233-2044 (603 amino acids)
Biological process (GO): protein phosphorylation
Molecular function (GO): ATP binding; protein kinase activity
Source: RefSeq, a predicted model, not a curated record
GUCACGGGCCAAGCCUAUAAUAAGCCGCUGCCCUUUCCCCUCCUUUUUUCGUGCGUCUCUUUCACAGCAGUCGGCUCCGGAUCUGAGGAGGGUCUCUCUCACACUCAAGAGCCUGGACGGACCAUGGCAGGAGGAAGAUCCAGCUCGAUGCCGGAAAGAGAUUGAUCCCAGGAGCGGCAUCUCCAUCGGACAGGAAACAGAAUAGCAGAGAACUUUCUACUGCUCCGGAUCCAUGGUCAAGGGCACCCACGGGGGCAAACUGAAAGAUGGUGCCGGUGCUGCUGCCUCCUCCGGCAGUGGUGUGGCGGCCGAGGCAUCCACCAGCACGGCUGCUAUGGCUGAAACCUCAAGAACAGCAGCGGCACGGCGACAACCUCCGAGCGGUGUGGUGAGGAGAGGGCGUCUAUCUCCUUCGGCUUUGUCUGUUGCUGUGUUUCUAUCGAAGAAGGGGAAACUUGUGCGAAAAAAGGCAGGCAACGCAAGCGGACUGAAUAGGCUGGGGAGCGUGUUAGCGGAUCCAUGUGUACAAUCACACAGAUUUACACUAGCAGAGUUGAGAAAGAUCACACAUGAUUUCUCUGAUGAGCAACUACUUGGCGAAGGCGCUUUCGGCAAGGUGUAUAAGUUUAAAUUUAAACAGGGAGUCCUACAAAAUGGGGAUACAAUUGCUGUGAAGAGGCUGAAGUUGACAAUGGAAGUAAUUCAUCAGGAUAAGCAAUAUGAGAAUGAAGCCCGCCAUCUGAUGAGGCUUAAACACCCAAAUAUAGUGCAACUUGUAGGCUACUGUUCUGCAACAGAGAAGAAACUUGUGCGACACAACGGGAUAUUCGUUUACGCUGAGAAGUUUGAAAGGUUGCUUUGCUUGGAGUACCUGCCUAAAGGAAACCUUUGUGGGCAUCUUUCAGAUGAAUCUUCCGGACUUGACUGGAGCACCCGCUACAAAAUUAUUGAGGGAAUUUGCUAUGGUUUACAUUAUCUUCAUGAGGAGUGGCAAGAUACCCCUAUAAUUCACAUGGACCUGAAACCUGCAAACAUAAUGCUUGAUGGCAAUAUGGUGCCAAAAAUUGCAGAUUUCGGUUUGUCCAGGCUCUUUGGUGAAGAUCAAACUCGAACAUGCACUAGCAAUUGUAAGGGAACAAGGGGUUACAUGGCUCCAGAAUACAUAGACAAGGGUAUAAUCACAAAAAAGUUAGACAUAUUCAGCUUGGGGGUGAUAAUCAUAGAAAUAAUGACGGGGCGCAAGGACUACCCUCUUGAUGAGACCGAAACAUCAUCCCAGCAAUAUAUUGAGCUUGUGCUUAACAAAUGGAGACAUAGGCCCAGAAAAGCACCAGGGUAUACAUCUGGAGAUAUUGAUUACGAACAAAUAAAAAGGUGCAUUCAGAUUGGUCUACUCUGUGUGAAAAAAGAUGAGGUGAAAAGGCCAACAAUAAGCCAAAUUAUCAAGAUGCUUGAUGGAACAGAAGGUGCAGAAGUAGAAUGCAUCGACGAAAGAAAGGAUUGUACUAGUUCGAACCGAAGAACCUUCUCUAGCUCAUGUCCAGAAAAUGGAACAACUAAUGCUUAUUCUUCAUCUACUCCUGAUGAAGCAUUCUCAUCUGACAAAUUGGCUGCACAAGAUGGUGAUGAUUCUGACUAUGAGGUAUUUAGAGUCAAGAGACGGUCUACCAUAGUUCUGGAGAAAAGAUGUUCAGAAGAUGUAACAACAAAUUUAACUGAGAAUCAGGUUUUGAGACGGUUAAAGAAAGGGUUAAAGAAAGCCCGUUCAGAUGACAGAAAAGAGAGGAUGGCAACAGAAGUAUCCUUUGGUACAAGAAGUGACAGUCUGCAUAUUAAAUCACAUUGCAUUGACUCUGUUUCUGGAAACAGAGAUAACUUUGUCAAUGGAACCAAAUUGAAGAUGAUACAUCAGUUAGUUGUAAAUACUGUGGAAGAUGAAGUCCGUUUCAGCCAGAAAUCUAAUGGUUGCAGUUACCAACCCCCAUCUGUAGAUCUUGGGCCAAAACGCGUGAAAAUUCGCCUUCGGAAGGAGCACAAUUUCUGAAGUGCAAAUAUCUUAACAGACCAGGAGGACAGCGACAUGGCUAGUCAGCACACUCAAUGAAGUAUGCUGCUAUUGGUGCUAACUGCUAACACCAUGCCUCCAACAGAGACACUGUUAUGACUGGAUUAAUGAUUCUAUUACCGGGCCACCUAUGUAGCAUGGGACAUGAAAGCUAUAGGCAGACAGUUUUUCUUACCAUCCUAAGUUGUACAUCUUCACUUAUUUCCAUUUCUUGUAGGUUUUCCACUGUGAAGAGGUUAGUCUAUUACUUUUAACAAUUACUUUCAUUCUUUUUCCACCACAGAUACACAUGUACGUAGAAUGCUUAAAUAGAUCCACAUACGAAAUGGAUAUUGUACAUUUUUAAUGAGUUAAUCUACAUUCUACUGGUCUUUCCUUUUCUU